GCGGGAGCCUGAGCGCCUCAGCUGCUGUCGGGCAGGGCGGCUGGCUUCCCGGUGGGCUCUGAGGGAGAAGCGAGCAGCCAUGCCGGCCCCAGACGCAGGCGCAGCGGGAGGCACAGGAGGCCAGAGGGGCCGUGAUGGAAGCCGUGAUGGUCAGGGCGGAAGCCGUGAUGGUCAGGGCGACCCCAAUGGCCAGGGUGGCGCGGGCGCAGCAGGUGGCGCUCGUGUGGCGGGUUCCAAUGCUGGAAGCAUUUCCUGUGUCCCUGCUCGAGGGCAAGGUGCAGAGCCUGUGCCUGCAGACAGAAGGCCAGGAAUCCAACUAAAUGAAUUCACUCUCACAGUCCCUUUCCCGUCUCCCUUGGAGGCGGAGAUUGCUCGAAGAUCCUUGGCUCCUUAUGAGGAACCCCACCAGCAGGCCAUUCAUAAGGAGUUCACAGUGAAUGGCAGCCUCCUGAUUGUUAGAUGGACCGCUGAAGAUGCUCAUCUCCUCCGAAUUUCCUUUAUCUCCUUUCUUGACCAACUUUCUCUGAUGUUGCGGACCAUGAGGCGCUUUGGGCCCCUGUUGUGUCCUAACUCUCUGCCAGGAAAAGGGGGAUGAUAUGCAACCUUGUGUCCCGAGCCAGACAAUGCAUCCUUUCCUAGGGCAUUGAUUCCUGGAUUAAUUGCCACUUUAUUGUCAGAGCCUAACUUUUUGCCUAUACUCUUCUUUCGGUGCUCGGGGCCCACUUGUUUUGUUUCCCUGUUGCUGGUGCAGGGAGAUGAGUAAAUAUUUGUUAUUGCAGAAAA
Microcebus murinus (gray mouse lemur) is the source of this 783-nucleotide messenger RNA. The record is from RefSeq and is a predicted model, not a curated record. Lineage: Eukaryota; Metazoa; Chordata; Mammalia; Primates; Cheirogaleidae.